GUUGACCUCUUCCCAGUCCUGAAUCCUAGCCAACAUUCCCUGUUCUUUAACUCCUCCUGUCAAACAUUCUUUCUCUUACUUUGCCACCCCACCUCUGUUCAUUCUUGGUUUGGCUCCACCCUCUUCAUCUGUCCUAACGGGGCUUUUCUCCCAGACUUCCAACUCCCAAAUCGGCCAGUUCUUUUCUGACUUCUCAUCACCAGGUUCCUGGACACUCUCAUCCUACCCUUUUUGGACUGUUGAAAUCAGGAAGGAAGCAGCAGGACGGGUCCCUAGACCCCUUACUGCAAGUAUUCGUCUUCUUUUUUUUUGUUCAGGAGAAACUUUAGCUACUUAAAGCAACAAAGAGACAAAGGUACUUUACUUCCUGAAGAUGUUUAAUAUAGAAAUCACUUCUAAAGAGGCGAUCUUCUCUCUUUUAACUUUGGCAAUAGUUUUUGUUUUUAUAAGAGCACUAGGAAACAGGAACAAAAAGCAUAUGUCUCCUCCAGGCCCAUGGCCAUUCCCCAUCAUAGGUAAUCUUCUUCAGCUUGGAGAUCAUCCUUAUCUUACAUUUAUGGAGAUGAGGAAGAAAUAUGGUGAUGUAUUUCUUAUCAAACUGGGUAUGGUCCCUGUGGUUGUGGUGAAUGGUGCAGAAAUGGUGAAGAAAGGCUUGCUCAAAGAUGGAGAGAAUUUUGCUGGCAGACCCCACAUGCAUACAUUUUCUUUCUUUGCUGAGGGCAAAAGUCUUUCAUUUUCAGUGAACUAUGGAGAGAGUUGGAAGCUCCACAAGAAAAUUGCCAUAAAUGCCUUAAGAUCCUUUUCCAAAGCAGAAGCAAAAUCUUCUACCUGCUCUUCCAUCCUAGAGGAACAUGUCACUGAAGAAGUUUCUGAAUUGGUAAAAGUCUUCAAAAAACUGUCAUCAAAGCAAGGCAGCUUUGACCCUAAGAAUCCCAUUACUUCUGCUGUUGCUAAUGUUGUCUGUGCCUUAUGCUUUGGUAAGAGGUAUGACCACUUUGAUGAAGAAUUUCUCAGAGUGAUUAAAACAAAUGAAGAAUUUCUGAAAGCCUCCAAUGCAGCUAACCCAGCUGAUUUUAUCCCAUGUUUUCGCUACCUCCCAUUGAGUAUUAUAAAUGCUCCCCGUGAGUUUUAUCAUCAACUAAAUCAGUUUAUUAAACAGCAUGUACAAGAUCAUAUUACCACAUAUGAUAAGAAUCAUCUCAGAGAUAUCACUGAUGCUCUAGUUAGUAUAUGUCACGACAAAAAUGCCACAACAAAGGCUGCUUCCUUAAGUGAUAAUGAAAUCAUAAAUACGGUGUGUGACAUUUUUGGAGCUGGAUUUGAAACAGUAUCAGCAUUUUUAAAUUGGAGCUUUCUCUACUUGAUUUACUACCCAGAAGUACAAACAAAAAUCCAUGAAGAAAUUGAUGAAAAUAUUGGUCUUAAACCACCCAGAUUUGAAGACAGAAAGAAUUUACCCUACACAGAAGCUUUUAUAAAUGAAAUCUUCAGGCAUACCACAUUCAUUCCACUGACUAUCCCUCACUGUGCUACUACAGAUACUAUUCUAAAUGGAUAUUUCAUUCCUCAGAAAACCUGUGUGUUUUUUAAUAUGUAUCAAGUAAACCAUGAUGAAACUAUUUGGGAGAAUCCUGAUUCAUUCCAACCUGAGAGAUUUCUAAAUGAAAACGGCAAGCUGAAUAAAAGUGUGGUUGAGAAAGUUUUAAUUUUUGGGAUGGGCAUUAGGAAGUGCUUGGGAGAAGAUGUUGCUAGAAAUGAGAUUUUUGUUUUUAUUGCCAGUAUCUUGCAGCAGCUAAAGUUGAAGAAAUGUCCAGGAGCCCAAUUAGAUUUGACACCUGCAUAUGGAUUAGUUAUGAAGAACAAACCUUUUCAACUCACAGUAGAGCCUCGUAUCCUGGAGAAUCUUAACAUAGUUUUCAACUGAGUUAAAAGAUUCUCUAAGAUAAUUCAGAAAAAAAAAUUCCCUGGAUAUAAUAUACCAAAGUAAUUUGAAGAUGAAAUAAUUUAAUCCAUAAGCUUUCCUAUCAGUUUCAUUUAAGGCUUUUUAUCUCUUUGUGGGAAAUCGAAUAGUGUAAGGAAUAGUCCCCCAAGAAGUUUAAAAUCAUAAUAGGAAAAUAAAGACAUAGUCAUAUAAACCACUUACAAAACUGUGUAAAUAUAUUCCUCAUCUCAUGCCCAGAUGUGUGGGCUAAGUGAUAAGGAUUAAAGAAAGUCAAAAAAAAAAAAAAAAAAAAACAAGGAAGUAAUUUGAA
Molecule: messenger RNA, 2252 nt
Organism: Sarcophilus harrisii (Tasmanian devil)
Lineage: Eukaryota; Metazoa; Chordata; Mammalia; Dasyuromorphia; Dasyuridae
Product: cytochrome P450 1A1-like
Exons: 8
Coding region: 374-1924 (516 amino acids)
Biological process (GO): hormone biosynthetic process; progesterone metabolic process
Molecular function (GO): steroid 17-alpha-monooxygenase activity; heme binding; iron ion binding
Source: RefSeq, a predicted model, not a curated record